Epinephelus lanceolatus (giant grouper) is the source of this 2396-nucleotide messenger RNA. Its product is annotated as caspase recruitment domain-containing protein 8-like. The record is from RefSeq and is a predicted model, not a curated record. NCBI's taxonomy places the organism in Eukaryota, Metazoa, Chordata, Actinopteri, Perciformes, Serranidae. Gene Ontology annotation, biological process: regulation of apoptotic process.
GGAUGACAGGUCACACUCCUCUUCUGCUGCCAUCCCUUGUGGGAGGGACUAAAUCCACUCUGACGUAAAGAUAGGAAGCAAGUGAGGGGAGACCAUGGGGGAGACCAGUAAGCAUGAUACAAUGCACCCACAGUUGAGGAUAUGCUGGAUUAACACGUACUGGGACCAGGUGCAGGUAAAAAUGUCAUUGAACAGAAAGUAAUGAGACCCUGCAUCAAGCUGAGCGGAGGUGAACUCUGUCAUGUGAAUCCGCUGGGGCUGACUGGAGGUCACAUGCAGGACAGAUUCUUGUUUGGACUUUUAUAGAAGUGAAUGGGAGACUGAGUGGAUAUUUGUACGUAUGUGUAUACAAAAUGCAGUGUGGCCUUAUCUUUGCCACCACUACCAAACAGCUCUGUAGUGGUGGGGCUGUGUCGGCCGCAAGCUGACGGAGAUAAACAAACUUACAGGAACAAGGAAGUCCCGCUUUAAAGUUUAUUAAACAUGGAGACGCCUUACGCCGGUUUCUGCUUAACACCACUGUAAACACAAUCACGGGCUAAGAAAGAGGUGAAAAAACUGAAGCCAACAACAAGAGAGGAUUAGAAAAAAAUCUUUUUAACAGCAUGAUAAAAAUCAAUUCAAAAUCAAUGUGGCACCUUGGCACCAACGAAUUUACAACUUCUACACUAAGAAAGCUGCUAUUCACAAAAGGAGGAAGCAUAGAAGAAACUUUUCACUACCUAUGUGUAUCCGUCUGGCCUUCUGUGUACAGAUAUCCUUUAUUUCCCGUCUUUUUCAAUGCUGCCACCAGAAGAUAUAAUGAAGAGACAAUCGAAUAUUGUAAAGAUGAGUCUGCCACAGACGGGUUUCCGUUAGAGGCCUCCCAGGCGUUUGGUCGUCAUUUACGUUUGGCAGCUGAUGAAUUAUGGCAUGGAAAGAUAAAGUAUGUUCGCCAGCCAUCUUACACUUCAAACUUGGUAAUGCACUUUAAGGCCAUCAUUCCUUCUGCUGCUGGCUUUUUACUCAAUACCUUUUGUACAAAUGGUUGGAUUUACUUUUAUGCCCUGAACAAAAAAAACUUUAGGCUUUAUGUUAGGUCUGAGCAAAGCUCAGUCACAAACACCCUGCCAGCCCAUUCUCACCUCCUACAAUCCCCAGAAUGCUUUCAGAGAAGAAGAGACUCUAGCUGCCUGCCUCGUUCUCACAGCCUGCCUUCACUGAGUCAGAUAACGUCUGCAAAGAACAAGAGCUUAACACGAGCUGAAAGCUUACCUGACAUGCUGUUAACAAACAGCUUUGAGGAGUUUACACCUGAAAUGACUGCUGAUGAAAACGAUGAAACCUACAGGUUCCAGUGCUCCUGCCCAGGCCUGUACCAGUGCAGUGUGACAGGCCUGGUGUUUCACAUGGAGGGAGAAGGGGACGUGGUUUACAGGAUUGUCCCUUGGAACAGGAGGCUACUGGCCCAGCAUCACAAGAAGCCUGCAGGACCCCUGUUUGACAUCAACUGUCUGCAGCAGUCUGUGUGUCAGCUUCAUCUCCCACACUGUGAGAUCCGCUCCACAGGUGGAUGUGAUUUCUUGUCAGUUGCUCAUGUGAACGAUGAGGGCAUUGAGUUUAUCAGCCCUCACAAGAUAACAGAAACUCAUGUUAUUAUAAACAUCACAGGGUUUUCUGCUUUCGGUAACGUCAUGGAUGAAGACUCACCACCUGACCCGGUCCGAGCGCUGGUUCUGCUGUUCUACAGGCCCCCAGUUGAUUCUGAUCCUGAGUCCCUCCUCAAUGUGUUGUUGCUACCAAAGAACGUUUCACUCCGGGAUGUGCUGCGCACCAGGAAGAAGUUAGUUGGAGAUGAGAGCUACAUAGAGACAUCCCCACACUGUAAACUGCGUCCAAAGCAGGAAUACACUCUGUCCACUUGUCCUGAAGACGACUCAGUUCUAGUUCAACCAACAGAAGCAGAGUUUGACUGCGACAACUAUGACAACUACUUCCCAUCAUUCCAGGUGAGCCUAGAAAAGAUCAUGAAACACAUUAAGCUGUUUUUGAGAAACGCCAACAGCUCCCACAGUGUCUGGGAAAGACGAGUUUGUCUUUCAUCCCCUGGAGUAAGAAGGUCCUGUGGGCAGAGCGCUCUGAAUCUCCCUCCUAAUGAGAGGCUGUUUGCCAUACGGAGCAGCUUCAUUGAUGGGAUAUCAGGAUCUGUUCUCAAAAGUCUGCUGGACAAACUGCUGGAGAAAAAGGUGAUAAUUGACUCUGAGAGGGAGUCAGCGGACGUGAUGCAAAACAACAGAGAUAAAGCUCGUUUUGUUAUCGACACAGUGAGGAAGAAAGGUGAAGCUGCCAGCUCAGAGAUGAUUGAGUUCCUCUGUGAGGCUGACCCCUUCCUCUGUGAACAUCUUGGGCUGAUCUGA